Messenger RNA from Xenopus laevis (African clawed frog), 3594 nucleotides. RefSeq names its product gamma-glutamyltransferase 7 S homeolog (gene ggt7.S). Gene Ontology annotation, molecular function: glutathione gamma-glutamate hydrolase. The transcript is spliced from 15 exons. NCBI's taxonomy places the organism in Eukaryota, Metazoa, Chordata, Amphibia, Anura, Pipidae. The record is from RefSeq and is a predicted model, not a curated record. Gene Ontology annotation, cellular component: plasma membrane; membrane. Gene Ontology annotation, biological process: glutathione metabolic process; glutathione catabolic process. The coding region runs from base 56 to 2023 and encodes 655 amino acids.
CGUUAUUUUUCUGUCCAGCCCCCAAACCGUGUCGGUGACGCCGUAGCCCGGAGAGAUGGCGGAGCAGGGUUCGGGGCGCUCCUUGGGUUCCUAUUCUCCCGUGGAUUAUAUGAGCAUUACCAGUUUCCCUCGCCUUCCCGAGGAGGAGACCGGGGUAGAGCCGGGGCCAAGGGCCGGAGAGGAGGAUACAUUCCUGGGGGAGCAUGACUCGGACCCAGACGCCUUCCUUAAAUCAGCUCGCCUACAGCGGCUUCCUUCUUCCUCCUCUGAAAUGGGGAGCCAGGAUGCUUCACCCCUCCGAGAGACCAUCAAGGACCCUUUCAGCUCAGACUGCAGUUGUAGACAGGACGAUCUUACAGUUAUCAUUACUGCCUGCGUGACUUUUGCUCUUGGGGUUACUAUAGCGCUUAUAAUGCAGAUCUAUUUUGGAGAUCCACAGAUCUUCCACCAAGGGGCAGUGGUGAGUGAUGCUUCCAGGUGUACUGCUCUGGGCAUCGAGGUUUUAGAGAAAAGGGGCAGCUCUGUGGAUGCCGCCAUAGUGACUACUCUUUGUCUUGGAAUUGUUAAUCCUCACACUUCUGGUAUUGGUGGUGGCGGAGUGAUGCUUAUUCAUGACAUCAGAAACAAUGUAUCAAAUGUUAUUGAUUUCCGAGAGACAGCUCCAUCUGCUAUCCAUGAAGAGCUGGUGAGACGCUAUUGGAAAGAGAGGCCUGGGAUUUUGGUUGGAGUUCCUGGAAUGCUGAAAGGCCUUUCUAAAGCUCAUGAGAUGUAUGGGAAACUUUCCUGGCAGGAUGUCAUUUCUAUGGCAGCUGAAGUGGCACGCGGUGGUUUCAAUGUUACCCAUGAUUUGGCUAAAGCAAUAAACGAGUCAAUGGGUCAGACUUUCUCAAAUGCCUUCUUGGAGACUUUCCUACCAGACGACAAACCGCUUAUGGCUGAAACAUUCAUCCGGCGGCCUGACUUAGCAGCCAUUUUGUAUUCUGUAGCAAAAGAAGGGGUAGAAGCUUUCUAUAGCAGCAACCUGACUCAGGAAAUGGUUUCAGAGGUAAAUGCAUAUGGGGGUGUCAUGGCAGAAGAAGAUUUCAGCAACUACAGUGUUCUAGUAGAGAAACCAAUGGAGACCGUUUACCAAGGCCACCUUGUGUUUGUACCACCAGCUCCAAAUGCCGGGCUUGCCCUGAUAACUGCCCUCAACAUCCUAGAAGGGGCAAAUCUGACCAAGCAGACCCCCCGCGCAAGUGCCCUUCACUGGAUAGCUGAGACCCUCAAAAUUGCCCUUGCCACAGCUAGCACUCUGGGAGACCCCACGCAUGACCCAUCUAUGCCCGGUUUUGUAAAGGAGAUGUUGAGAGAGUCUGAGAUCAAUUUUCUCCGGCAGCGCAUCAAUGAGUCCCACGCUGCCCCUGCAGAACAUUACAUGCCCUUCUACAACCUGGAAACAGGAUCUGAUUCCAGCCAAGCCUUGGUGGUCGGACCAGAUGAUUUCAUCGUGGCCGUGGUGAGUUCCCUGAAUCGUCCUUUUGGCAGUGGUAUUAUGACAUCCUCUGGCAUCCUUCUUAACAGCCAAAUCCUUGAUUUCUUCUGGAGCAACAGAAGCAACAGAACCUCUUUCCCCAGCCCCAGUAAUACAGUUGAACCAGGGAAAAGGCCUUUGUCCUUCCUGCUUCCCACGGUGGUACGCCCAGCUCAUGGUCUGUGUGGGACCUACCUCUCUCUUGGGGGAUCAAAUGGGGACCAUGCAUUGACAGGUAUUACUCAGGUCCUGCUUAAUGUUCUGUCCUUUAACAAGAACCUGAGCGACAGUGUGUCCAAUGGGAGGCUGCACCCUGACCUCCAGACCAGUCUUCUGGAAGUGGAUGGAGACUUCUCAGAGAAUGAUACCCUGGGCCUGGAAUCUAAGGGCCAUCUCCUAAGGAAGAUACCAAUUUUGGGCUUAGUUCAUGGUUCACGGAGAAGCAACGACCUUAUCAUUGGGAUAAAGGAUCCACGCAGCAAAGACGCUGGAGCAUCCACUAUCUUGUAGAUCCUUGCAAGGUGUACGUACCGGCACCAUUCUGUAAUGCACCUGUUUUUGGGAAGCUCAUCUGGCUUAUUGGAGGCACUUAAUUUAAGGAACAACCCAACAUGAAUAGGGCUUGAGUCUUCUCUAGCAGAAACAUAGUGUGCUAAAGGAAUAUGUGUUUGAUUAAUUCUCCUAGGAUACAAAUCUGUCUAAGGGUAGGACUACACGGACGUUUUCGUGGCGCAAUCCGACGCGAUGUGGCAAAAUGCCGGCGUCAAAUCGCAUGCAACAGAAAUAAGAUAAGAGAUAGAAAUGUCGGAUGAAGUCGCAGCGUAGCGUGCAGCGUCUGCAUCCAACAGUCGCGUCGUGUCGGAUCAAUGCUGCGACUUCAUCCUCCGACAAUGCAUUCACUUACCUUAUUUCCGUUGCAUCCGAUUUGACGCUGUUGUUUUGUCACAUUGCGUUGGAUUGCGCCAAAAACGUCCAUGUAGUCCUACUCUAAAUGUCACCACCUUGUUCAGAUAAUGUAGACUUAUCUUAAUUAUGAGAAUGGGCUAUUCUGUCGGCAGACUUGCAGCUGAAGAUGGCUGGAUUUAUACAUCUGAUGCAUAGCUACACGCUUUUUUGUGUAUUAGGUUCACCAGAUCAUUAAUAAAGUCUCUUCAACCUGCAAAACCACUGCCCUUCUACUUUAAUCCUAAUGCAAUGAAUAAUAAGGUGAUCAAGCUCAUGUCUAAAAAACCAACACACAGCUUCAAAGGAUAGGAGAGAUUUUUUUUUCAACCCUCCCAUCAAUUUUAUGCCAAAAUAGUUCCAUUAGUUAUCGAUGGAAAUUCUAUAUGCAAGGCAACUAGGUGUGUCCAUUUGCAGGCUGAACAAAUGGGAAAGGCGUUUUCCAUCCUGGGAGUCCUCGGCUAUUGCUCAGCUGCAUGUUUCAAAUUGCCCAGGUUGGUGAGCACUGAGAGAUUGUGAUUGAUAUAUAAUAUUUUUCAAACCUUAGUUAAGGGGUUAUUUAUCAAAAUCUGUUUUUUUAAGUAAAAAAAGGUUGACCAAACUAGAAUCCACAAUUCGACCUUAUUUAUCAAAAACUCGCUAAAAUCAGUUCGGAAAAAACAGAAAAAUUGCAUAGAAAACCCUGAAUUUUUCGGGUUUCAUGCCCCAAACGGUAUAAUUUUUCGUCACCUCGAUUGAAACCCACGAUUUUUGCCCCGACACUCAGCGCAGACCAUGAUAUCUUUAAAUGUUUGGUAUUUCCCACAUUUCUAGCUUUUGAGACAAAAAGAAAGGAGAAAGUCACCUUUUUCCCUGUAUAACCUGUGGGAGGAACCAUCGCCGUGCUUUAUAUUGUACGUGUAGGAAAGUAUCUGCAUCAUGUAGAAUAUUUUGUGCCAAAUGUAUACUUGGCAUGAGUCCAAAAUGUGAUCACUAUUUGUCUUAAACCUGCUGUGAUAUUAAACUGGUUUACUCAAAAGAUUUCACUCUUGGCCCAGGACAGAGACUGCCAAAUUGUUAACAUGUGACUCAUUUUGCCUUUUAAUAGUGGCAAGUCUGUGAUUCACAAACUGCAUUUGAAAAUAAAAUUAUUUUCCUGA